AUGGUGCUGGUGCUGCUGGUGGCCAUCCCGCUGCUGGUGCACAGCUCCAAGGCGGCCGCCCACUACGAGAUGCUGGGCAGCUGCCGCAUGGUUUGCGACCCCUACCCCGAGCUGCCUCCCGCCUCCCCCCCUCCCUUCCUACCGGGGGCAAAGGGAGAACCGGGGCGCAAAGGGCGUGCCGGCGUUCGGGGCCCCCCCGGACCACCGGGACCGCGGGGACCGCCGGGUGAACCGGGUCGACCGGGACCACCGGGACCUCCAGGGCCGGGUCCUGGGGGGUACAUCCCCUCCUUCUACAGCCCCAAGAUUGCGUUCUAUGCGGGCCUGCGGAAGCCCCACGAGGGCUACGAGGUGCUGCGCUUCGACGACGUGGUGACCAACGUGGGCAACUACUACGAACCAUCGAGUGGCAAAUUCACCUGCCCGCUCCCCGGCAUCUACUUCUUCACCUACCACGUCCUCAUGCGCGGCGGCGAUGGCACCAGCAUGUGGGCUGACCUCAUGAAGAACGGGCAGGUUCGGGCCAGCGCCAUCGCUCAGGAUGCGGAUCAGAACUACGACUACGCCAGCAACAGCGUCAUCCUGCACCUGGACGUGGGUGAUGAGGUGUGUGUCAAGCUGGAUGGUGGCAAAGUGCACGGCGGUAACACCAACAAGUACAGCACCUUCUCAGGCUUCAUCAUCUACCCUGACUGAGCACUGGGGCGGGAGGGGGGCACCUCCAAGGCACCACCGUCGUCCCCUCUGCCUCCCUUCCCUAAGGUGAUGAUGCCCAUAGGGAAAACCAUUCUGCACCUCUGCCCUGCAGGCACUGAUACCUCGCAGCUCCUUUGCACACGCACAGCAGCCUCCCCGUGCACCCCCUCCCCAUCACACACACGUGUGUGCAUGCUCACCGCCGUCCCCAUGCGCCUCCUCCACGUUGCACACGCGUGUGCGCUCACCACACCUCCCCCAUAUACCCACUCACAAGUGUAAAUGCUCCCUGCCCACCCCUGCAUGUCAACACCCCAUGGGCAUUGGGGUCUCCCAUUGCUGUGCUGUCCCCCUGGAGCCCCCCCCAUCCCUGAACCCCGCAGUUUGUUGCACUCUGUGUUCACCCCAAAUAAAAUAUA
Phasianus colchicus (ring-necked pheasant) is the source of this 1115-nucleotide messenger RNA. RefSeq names its product complement C1q like 4 (gene C1QL4). Gene Ontology annotation, molecular function: protein binding. The record is from RefSeq and is a predicted model, not a curated record. Lineage: Eukaryota; Metazoa; Chordata; Aves; Galliformes; Phasianidae.